Sapajus apella (tufted capuchin) is the source of this 3553-nucleotide messenger RNA. It is a transcript of the gene COTL1, whose product is annotated as coactosin like F-actin binding protein 1. Gene Ontology annotation, cellular component: site of polarized growth; cortical actin cytoskeleton; plasma membrane. Gene Ontology annotation, biological process: regulation of actin filament polymerization. The record is from RefSeq and is a predicted model, not a curated record. Bases 163 to 528 code for a protein of 121 amino acids. The transcript has 4 exons. NCBI's taxonomy places the organism in Eukaryota, Metazoa, Chordata, Mammalia, Primates, Cebidae. Gene Ontology annotation, molecular function: actin filament binding.
GUGAGCCGCCGCCGCGCUCGGAGCUCGCAGGCGCCGCGUCGCCGUCGCCACCGCCUCCCGCCCGUGCGCCCUCGGCGCGUCCCCGCCGCGCUCCCAUCCCCGCCGCCGGCCAGGGGCGCGCUCGGCCGUCCCGGGCAGUGUCCCCGCUGCGGCCCCGCGGCGAUGGCCACCAAGAUCGACAAAGAGGCUUGCCGGGCGGCGUACAACCUGGUGCGCGACGACGGCUCGGCCGUCAUCUGGGUGACUUUUAAAUAUGACGGCUCCACCAUCGUCCCCGGCGAGCAGGGAGCGGAGUACCAGCACUUCAUCCAGCAGUGCACAGAUGACGUCCGGUUGUUUGCCUUCGUGCGCUUCACCACCGGGGAUGCCAUGAGCAAGAGGUCCAAGUUCGCCCUCAUCACGUGGAUCGGUGAGGACGUCAGCGGGCUGCAGCGCGCCAAAACCGGGACGGACAAGACCCUGGUCAAGGAGGUCGUACAGAGUCAGGUAGCCUUGGCACAGCCGAAGAAAUGGUCCAUGCUGUGGUGAUCCUUCUGGGUCAGGAUCCCAGAAGAGAGGUCUCUUUCCUCAGUGUCAGUCAGUCUCUUAAGAAGACCCUGAUUGGCCCAGCCUGGGUCACAUGCACAACCCGGGCGGGGAAGAGGGGUUUCAUGAUUGGAAGCUCCAGUGUGAUCGCAGUUGUUAAAGAAAGGGAUCUCAUGGUGAAUGAAGCACAGAUGUGCACUGCGGUGCGGGGGUUGGGGGGGGGGGGGGGGGGGCGGCUGGAAUGCUGUCUGGAACGACAGGUGCAGGGUCAUAUUUUGACCAUUACCAUUUGCAUUUUCCACCUCUGCAUUUAAAAAUCCCAAUUAUCUGAAACUACUACAAGACUUUACAUUCAUGCUGCGUUUGCAAAUACAGCCAUCUAGGUUACAAAGGGUCCAUUCUGCUGGCAUGACGCUAUCUUUCCACAGGCACUAAAACCCCUCUGAGACUGGCCUGCCCAUCAGCUAGCUUCCCCUCUGCCUCAUGGAGACUCGGAGCAGAUGUUCUCUGAGGACCUUCCAGAUGGGCCCGUUCUGGGUGCCAUGUCUUGGGGACCGGGUCACUUACCCGAUUGCUUUUUUGCCAUCAUUUCCAUGUGAAGAAGAAGUGGAUUGGCCUUUGGUUUAAGAUUAUUGUAUUCAUAAACCCUUGACUUUGGUUGUAAUAAAAGUCAUGCACGUGCGUUCUCGUGCUUUGUGUGUAACAUGGAGGGUGUAAAUUCAUUGCAUGGUCAUUGAUGUGGAGGAACUGGAAUCCAGCGGGGGCAAUUUUUUUUUUUCUUUUUGAGACAGAAUCUCACUGUGUCACCCAGUCUGGAGUGCAGUGGCGCAGUCUCAGCUCACUGCAGCCUGUCUCCCAGGCUUAAGCAAUUCUCAUGCCUCAGCCUCUUGAGUAGCUGGAGAUUAAAGGCGUGCGCUACCACGCCCAGCAAAUUUAGAGGAGGGAUCUUUAUGCUACUAACCACCCGCCUGGCCAUGGACAAAUCUCUCCCUCCCUGGGUCUCAGUGUCCUCAUUUGUAAAAUGAAGAAUCGGAUAAGUUGACUUGCUGUGUCAUAUUCUAGUUUGGCGUAUUCUGAAAAUUCUUCUUUUAUAUUAAUGGAGUAAUUUGUUUACGAAGGCAUUUUGCCUUUAAAUGAACCUUAUGUUACUUUGUCAAGGAGGAAAGUGUAGUACAGUGGACUUUGGAGCCAGAUGGCAUGGGUUUAAAUUUCAGCUCCGUCACUUACUGUGUGGCUUGGGCACAUGGCUAACACGCUCUGGGCUCAGUCACCUGAUGUGUAAAAUAAGAGUAAUAUAAUGUGUGUCUUGUAGGAUUGUGGUGGGGAUUAAAUGAGCAAAUAUAGGGAAAGUGCUUAGACCAAUGUCUUAAUUUCUGGGACCCGGAAGUAGUAGCUGUUUUUCCAGCUUUCCUUUUAGACAACACCAUGACACACAGUUCUGGCAGGAAACAUUUCUACCCUGUAGAUUAUUUUCUUAGGAGAUGCUCGAUACAGAUGCUGAGCUACAGGGCACAGAGCAUCACUCUUGUUGUUUACCAAUGUUGCCAGUUGUGUUGUAAAUGGCUUGGGCCAAAGUCACAGCCAUCAGCAGCACAGGAAGGGCCUGGCCUUACCCGCACUUGCCAGCACUGACCUCCAACAGUUCAUACUUCACCUGUGGCCUGCCACACAGGUGCGUCAGCAUACGGGGAAACUGAGGCCCACAGCAGUGAUAGGACCUGCCCUAAACUCACCGCUAAUGAAUAACAGAGCUGGGGCUAGAACUAAGAGUCAGGUUCGACUCUAAGUCUCCUUAGUUUAUUCAGAGCCAAGAAAGUGAGAGGCGGCAGUGGCUGGGAAAACAGGACAAAUGCCAGCAAGGCCACGGGGCAGCAGGGGCUGCCAGGCAGGCUGGGCUGGCGACUGCGACGCCCAGACUCGAGUCUGGGGAAUGCGCUGAACGUUCAGCACGCACGGCUGCCUGGCCACAGCUGUUGUCUGCCACACCGAAGUACCCGGCUGGUGCCCAGGACAGAGCCUCUGUCCCAUUGUUCUCCUGUCUCUGCGGGAUUGUGGGGACAAUGCCGUGACCUCUGGUAGCGGCCUGCGAUGUGCUAGGGCCAGGCUCUCUCGGUUGAGAGCCAUGCUUGGUCAUUGCUGCGACAUGCUUGUCUUGCAGAAUGGGUUCAUUCACUUGAUCCUUUUAUUCAUUCUUUAGCAUAAUACAAACAUUCACGGAGCCAGGAAUCCAGAGGGCGUGCAGCUCAGCUUUCAGGGUCAGGAACGGAGGACAACAGAGGGUGCUGCGUCCAAGGAGAAGUGGAGGUGGGAAGGACGGACGUGCCAGGGAUGGUGUGAACUAGCCAGUCAGAGUCUAUUCCGAUGGCUUCUAAGCCCCGGAAGCAACCAGGCUCAGUGGCUCACACCUGUAAUCACAGCACUUUGGGAGGCCAAGGCAGAAGGAUCGCUUGAGCUCAGGAGUUGGAGACCAGCCUGGUCAACAUAGUGGGACCUCAUCUCUACUAAAAAUAAAAAAAGUUAGCCAGAGCGUGGUGUCGCAUGCCUGUAGUCCCAGCUACUCAGGAGUCUGAGCUGGGAGGAUCGCGAGAGCCUGGGAAUUGGAGGCUGCGGUGAGCCGUGCUUGUGCCAUUGCACUCCAGCCUGGAUGACAGAGGGAAACCCUGUCUCAAACAUAAGUAAAUAAAUAAAUAAAAAUAAACCCCAGGGGCAGGACUGGCUGAAUUUCUGGGACCAGAGGUACCCACCCCUCCCCUCUGAGGGCCUCUUUUGGGUACCAAUGUGGCAAUAAUAUGAAUAACAAUAGCUUUACUGUGUGUCUACUGUGUGCCUGACACUGUCUGAAGGACUCUCUGUGUAUUAAAUCAUUUCUCCUUCACGAGGCCAGGUCUGCUACUUGCCCUGUUUUGUAGAUGAGGAGGUUGGGAUCUGAGAAAGCUGAGUAACUUGCUAAAGGUCCGGGUGCCCGGACGUGGCAGAGCUAUGCCUGGAAUCCAAGCUGUGGGCUCAGAGCCCCGACUCGGCCACUUCA